CAAUGGACCUUCAGAGCAGACGAAGAAUCCACUGCAACAUGAGACUCACUUGCUCUCUGCUAAUCAUGGGAGUGUUCUGCGUGACACCUGUCCUCUGCUAUAGCCAAAUCGAUCCACUAGCUCUUGGGCGAGCAGAUCCCCAGUGUUGGGAAUCCUCCUCAGCUGUCUUACUGGAGAUGAGGAAGCCUCGCAUUUCUGACUCUGUCAGUGGCUUUUGGGACUUCAUGAUCUUCCUAAAAUCAUCAGAGAACUUGAAACACGGGGCUCUGUUCUGGGACCUGGCUCAGCUCUUCUGGGACAUCUAUGUGGACUGUGUGCUCUCCAGAACCCAUGGCCUAGGGAGAAGGCAGCUAGCAGAAUCUGAAAAGAAGAUCACUACUCUACAUUCUCAGUUCACAGGGAGAAACCAAGGGAUAUUUUCUCAUAUUCAGAGGUUGCCAGUUCUGAAGAAGAAAGACUCAUUUGAAGAUUUAACAACUACCCACGUACAUAAAAGUAGAUCUACAUUACUUGGAAGAAUCACUGGAGACCUAGGGAAAAAGAGGAAAUGAUGCAUUUAGUCCAAGAUCUUGAUUUGUAGAUAUUUUUUAACUACUUCUCUUUAAUUUUGCAUUUUAAUCCUCAUUGAUGUUAAUUUACACGGUGGAAGAAGGCC
Molecule: messenger RNA, 655 nt
Organism: Antrostomus carolinensis (chuck-will's-widow)
Lineage: Eukaryota; Metazoa; Chordata; Aves; Caprimulgiformes; Caprimulgidae
Gene: FAM237A
Product: family with sequence similarity 237 member A
Exons: 2
Coding region: 3-551 (182 amino acids)
Source: RefSeq, a predicted model, not a curated record